GCUCAGUUGUUUCACUGUUCUACCAAUAUACUGAAAUAUUCUAGCAGUGCUGCUAACAUAGCACUGCCAAGUUCACCACAGUGCUUUGUGCAUUGCGGUCCGGCGCAUUUUAUCCUACCCUGGUGUGUGUGAUUUUGUACAAAGGAAGGUGUUGUGUAGGUAAACUCUUCCUAGGAUUGGAAAUUACUGGCGCUCUCAAAUACAGAUUAUAAUAUGCAUUCUCUUCGGCACUUCGUACGUUCUUCUGUACGUUAUACGAGAAGAAUAUCGAACGCAACGACCUUAAGGCAGGAAGCAGCAGUAGCAGCAGCAGCAGCAACAACAACAGUGACUCCUUUGCAAACACCAGCCCCUGAUGCCCCAAAUAAACCACUUAGCCCAAAGAUUGAACAGCUAGUAUCAUCAAUUACAAAUUUAAAUUUACUAGAGGUUUCUGAAUUAAGUCAAGCACUGAAGAAAAGACUGAAUUUACCUGAUGCUCCAGUGAUGGCCAUGGGAGCUAUGCCAUCAUUUGGUGCAGCACCUGCUGAGGAAGAGGAAGCUGCUCCAAAAACAGUGAAAACAAGUUUUACUGUUAAACUUGAAAAGUAUGAUGAAAAACAGAAAAUUGCCCUUAUUAAAGAACUGAAGAAUCUUAUGGAGGGAAUGAAUUUAGUUCAGGCGAAAAAAUUUGUUGAAAGUGCUCCUGCUGUAAUUAAAGCUGAUAUUGGAAAAGAUGAAGCAGAAAAACUGAAAGAUGCUUUAACAAAAGUUGGUGCUGAGUGUUCAAUAGAUUAAAAACAGCUCUUUAGCUUGUUAAUUAUGUUUCUAAAGAGAGGAAAGUUGUGUUAUGGACUAAAGAAAUGUGUAGUAACAAUUAGUAAUGUAUAAUUCAAAAUAACUCUUUGUGUCUGGUUAUAUUUUACAUAUGCAUUUAUAAGUAAAAUGAAACUUAGGAGUUAAAGACAUUGACUUGAUUUUCCAUUUUACUGUUCAGUAAUUUUUGAUGUGUAGUCUUUCAGUUAUUUUCAUAGUAAACAGUUAUUUCCUUUUGACGAAGUGCUGUUUUCUACAAAUUGGUUUCUUUUUGUAUUUAAAUUGUUACAAAAAUGAUUUAAAUAUUAAUAAACAGUUUAAUUUAUUUCCUAGGGAUUUAAUAAUACUAAAAGCUCAUUUCCUUUUUAAAUUUUUCUUUGUAGUUAGUUCUAAUGAAAUAUUUAGAACAUUGUUAUUAUUUCAAUUAUUAAUGCCAUAAAAGAUCUAACACACCCCAUGUGUUCGUAAUUCCUAAUCCACAGUAUUACUGGUGUUAACCCUCUUAAUACCCAAGGUAAUUUUGUGCUCAUAGUGCUCACUUGUGUUUGAGCUUGCACUGGAGCUGUUGGAGCCUUCUGACAGCAUGUUUUUGCAACAUUGGUACUAACCAAUAGUUAUGUUGCUAAAUAUUUAUUAUUAGAGUGCUUCAACCCAUUGGUUUUUAUGAGCAUUUUUUUUUCUAUAAGCAGAAUCAUUAGAACUUAGCUGCAUAUGCCCUGUCAACUUCAGUGCAGACGAACCACAGUUUGCUUUACACCAGCACCUACCUCCGACUUAACCACAGGCAUAUAGCAGCUGAUUAUGGAUUUCAAUUAAGAUCCCAACCAACCCAAGUCAUGUGUACACCCUGGCCAGGAAAGUAAAAUGCCUUAGUGAUCACGGCCAAAUCGACAUUGGCAUUUAAGAAUGACAAAACUUGCUUAUUUGUUUCAUUUAGGAUGCCUCCAUCUAUUGAUGAAAUAAAAUUUGCAAAUUAGUACAAAAAUAUCUUACAUUAUUGAAGAGAGUUUUGGAAGUAUUGUAUCCAUCAUUAUUGAAAGAGAGGAUUGAAAACAAAUUCAAGAAGUAAAUUAAUAGAACAUUCAUAGGUUGACAUUCAUCUGUAUGCAUAUUGAUAAUGGUUGAAAUUAAAUAUCAGAAUUCAUUAAGUGUUAACAAAUGUUAUUUGCAUUAACUUUCACAAAUCUUCCUGCCAUAUCUUAUGAGGACUCCACAAAGAUUUGUGCUGUUGAUACAUAAUAUUUUUAAUGUUUUUACUUCUUAUAAACUUACAAAAAUUAAACUAUCGAUUAUCUAAUCAUUGCACCUAAAACUAGCAGUGCUCACCUAGAAGAUACAAUUUUGGUUUGUUGACAAGUAGUAAGUCAACAAAAAUUCAGCCAAUAUUUUUAAAAAAUCAGGGCUGUACAAAGAAAGAGGAAACAGGAACAGGUAUGGUCUAAUAAACACGAAAACUCAAAGCUUCAGAAAAUAUAUAAAACCCUUACAAAAUUAAAGGCUAGUUUUAGGCUUGUAGUAAUUUUUUCCUAAACUCAUAUUCUCAAAAAAUCAGGGCUAUGCAGAGAAAGUGGGUUAUAUAUGUUUCAUGUGGGUUAAUAAUCAUGAAAACUCAAGUAGCAAAAUUAUGAAUUCUUACCCAAAAUGAAAGGCUAAUUUUAAGCUCCUGGAAGAAAAAAGAAAAAA
Messenger RNA from Gryllus bimaculatus (two-spotted cricket), 2478 nucleotides. NCBI's taxonomy places the organism in Eukaryota, Metazoa, Arthropoda, Insecta, Orthoptera, Gryllidae. The record is from the annotation of a GenBank genome assembly.